GGUGGCGCUACCUGCAUAGUGUCAUGGGCGCGCUCAUAUACAAAGGUGGAUAUACAAAUGAGACGUCUUUUAAUACGUCUUUUUGAGAGGAUCUUUUAUAACAUCUAUGCACGUUGAGACAGAAUGAAGUUCAGGGGAAAACUAGUUGACAUUGGCUGCAUUCAACAUUUUACUAGAGUGAUAACAACAAUUUCGAAGUUGGCGAAGACUUGUACGUUACGCAUCACAAGCCACAAGCUGUACUUCAUUCUUACAGAACAGGUGGCCAAUGGUGGUGUGAGAAUAUGGUGUGAACUAGUGCAGGGUAACUUCUUCGAUGAGUAUGACAUGGAAGGUGUGAACAAGGAAGAGGCAAAUGAAAUCUACCUUGAACUGAUUCCUGAAAAUUUAGCUAGAAGCCUCAGAAAUGUCGUUCAGCUGGCAAAGUCAGUAAAGAUAAAGCUCACCAAAAAACACACACCUUGCUUGACAUUAGAAAUUGAGCUUCCGUCUCUAACAGGUCAUUCAAGAAUCGUGCUUCAUGACGUGCCAGUAAGUGUGAUUCCAAGACGAUUAUGGGGAGACUUCGAAGAACCAGAAAUGCCAAACUUUGACGUAAGCAUCUGUUUACCCCAGCUAAAGAUUCUUAGGAACGUAGUUGAUCGCAUGAAGGCUAUGAGCAAUUCUGUGAUUAUCGCUGCCAACCAGAAUGGAGAACUGGCACUGAAGGUUCACACGGACAUGGUCAAUGUGACGACUCACUUUAAAGAUCUCAGUAACCCGUCAUGGAGUGACGAGCAUGGAGAUGGCGCGUCUCAAAAAACAACAGUGAUGGGGAGUGGGAAAAGUAAAUUCGCAGAGGCUAAAGUUGACAUCAGACGGUUCGCCCAGUUUCUCGCCGGUCAGCAAGUGAACCCCACGAAAGUCAUUUGUAAUAUAGUGAACGAAAAGGUGAUACACUUCUUCUUACUACAUGACGAUUUGUCCUUGCAGUACUUCAUACCUGCUGUGUACUAAGGGGGUACAUUUUCCCAUAGCAGACGCUUUAACACCAGAAGCAAAGGGCGUGAGGAGAGUGAUUGGAUGACUGUAAAAAUUGCAUUCGUAGUUGUAAAUAAAUGUAUUCGACUAUAAGUACUUUAAAGUUUGAUAAUAUAAAUUAUAACUGCAACAUCAUGUCUAAAGAAAAUCACAAAUAAUCUAGUUGUAAAGAAUGUUUUAUUACGACCUACUUCCAUAAUAUAAUGAAUGUAAGAAAAUAAUCAAGAUAUACAAAUGCAUUUAUGUAAUGUUCAAAGAUCUAGUCACCUACGAAAAAAGGGCAGCUAACACUGGCAGGAAAAUUCGUGACAAAUAUUCAGCAGCAGUAAUUUAUCAUAAAAAGAUGAAAGUCAGCAUUCAAUAAAAAUUCUUCACUGCCCAGCAGC
Priapulus caudatus is the source of this 1406-nucleotide messenger RNA. Its product is annotated as checkpoint protein HUS1-like. Lineage: Eukaryota; Metazoa; Priapulida; Priapulimorpha; Priapulimorphida; Priapulidae. Gene Ontology annotation, biological process: nucleotide-excision repair; double-strand break repair via homologous recombination; mitotic intra-S DNA damage checkpoint signaling. The coding region runs from base 124 to 996 and encodes 290 amino acids. Gene Ontology annotation, cellular component: checkpoint clamp complex; site of double-strand break; nucleolus. The transcript is spliced from 8 exons. The record is from RefSeq and is a predicted model, not a curated record.